UACCGAAGGAGGCGCCAUCAUCAAGGCUGCGUUCGAAAACCUAACCUGUGUGCAUAUGAGUGUCGUUCUAUCUUUGUUCAACUUUUGGUAAAUAACAAAGAUAGAAAGACGCUCUUGUGCACACGGGUGAUGUUUCCGAACACAGCCCAACGAGCCCAGUUUAUGAGGUUACUGUCAUCGGUGAUCGGUGAUCGGUGUCGCGGACAUAGGAUCUCGUUACGAUCUGUCACCGUCGUCGCCGCAUCCUCCUCGAUCGGCGAUGAUGGCGUCGUUGCUGUUGCAUCGCCGCGUAUGAUUUAUAGGGCUCGUGGGCCCUCUCGAGGAGCUCGAGACUCCUGCCUUCAGGAUUAAAAGCCGAACCGGAGUUUUGUAUAUCUGAAGAUGUUGGAAGUUGGUUUGCGUGUCGUCCGCGGUCAAGAUUGGAAAUGGGAUGAUCAGGAUGGCGGCGAAGGUCAUGCCGGAACGGUAGUGGAGAUCGGGAAGCCACCCUCCAUGGUAGGGAGCUCGGCCUCCAGUCCGAAUCCCACCGAUCGGACGCCGGAUAAGACGGUCAUCGUUCAGUGGGACCACGGCGCCAGGAGUAAUUACAGAAUCGGUUACCAGGGCGCUUACGAUCUGUUGAUGUUCGAUAACGCGGCCGCCGGCGUCAAGCAUUCCAACAUUAUCUGCGAUGGUUGCAAGAGACACGGGAUAAUUGGCAUCAGGUGGAAGUGUUCCCAGUGCUUUGAUUAUGAUCUCUGCACUCAAUGCUACAUGGCCGAUGUGCACGAGUUGACUCAUACAUUUCAGAGAUUUCAAACAGCCAAUUCAGUGGGGAUCCAACUAGAGCCGAGAGAAGGAUGCACCAAGAUAUCUUUAAAAGGAAUCUUUAUAGGAGCAAAAGUCAUUCGCGGACCGGAUUGGGAGUGGGGAGAUCAGGAUGGCGGUCGUGGAAAGACUGGCAGAGUCAUGGAUAUACGCGGAUGGGAUAAUGAGAGCAGUCGCUCUGUCGCGACCGUCACAUGGUCCACGGGUAGUACCAAUGUGUAUCGAUUAGGUUACAAAGGUUGCGUGGAUUUGUGUUACGUGGAGGAGGCUACUGCUGGUACCUAUUACAAGGAGCAUCUUCCGCUACUCGGCCAAUCGGUCUUGACUAUACCGGAUAACGGAAAUAGCUCGACACCGACAAAAAGUGGUGUCUCCAGCAUCUCAUCUAGUUCACACCAUGUAACGUUUAAUGUCGGUGACAAAGUGAAAGUACUAAUUGAGGUCGAUAUACUAAAGGAAAUGCAAGACGGUCAUGGUGGUUGGAAUCCGCGCAUGGCCGAAUACAUAGGAAAGAUCGGCACGGUGCACCGAAUUACAGACAAGGGAGACAUUCGCGUGCAAUACGAAGGUUGCAACAAUAGGUGGACCUUCCAUCCGGGCGCUUUAACAAAAGUCACCGCUAAGGGUGCGUUCUCCCUCGGUGACAUAGUGCGUGUAAAGAGUGAUUUAGCCGCCGUCAAACAGUAUCAAGUUGGUCACGGUGAAUGGACAGAUAUCAUGAAAAAUGCCCUAGGAAAGACCGGGAAGAUAAUCAAAAUAUACCCGGAUGGUGACUUACGCGUGGCACUAGACGGUCCUACGUGGACAUUUAAUCCGCUAAGUGUCGUUCCUGUAUCUUCGUGCACGAAUGUUAUGACUGCCGCACACGAUAACGCAAAUAGAUUUAAAGAUCGUUCAGUCGAGGGUACCGAUAGCGAAGUGGAGAAACUGUUGAGAGACGCGGCUAGGGGUGAGGCCGGCGUGGCCUCAGUGCGAGAGUUCCUUAAAAAGUACCCUGGCAAAGUGGACGCGCGCGCUCCCGGCGGUGGCAGGAAAACGUGUCUGCAAGUGGCCGCGCAUCAGGGUCAGCGCGAGCUCUGCAAUCUUCUUCUGGACGCCGGCGCCUCUCUGCGUGCGGUUGACGAGGACGGUGAUACGCCCUUACAUUAUGCAGCAUUCGGUAAUCAGCCGGAGAUAAUGGAACUGCUGUUAUCACGAGGCGCGGCUAUCAACGCCGUCAACAACGGUAGAUGCAGCGCUUUGCAUGUAGCGGUUAACAAACAACACGCGCAAUGCGUGAGAGUGCUGCUGCGUCAUCAUUGCGAUGUCAAUCUGCAGGACUCGUACGCUGACACGGCGUUGCACGAUGCAAUCGGGAAGGAUGCCCUAGACGUGAUCGACGUGUUAUGCGCUUGUGAAAGAAUAGACUUCACUCUUCGAAACAAACGGGGCUUCAAUGUUCUACAUCAUGCCGCGCUCAAGGGCAACGCUCACGCAACGGAGAGGCUAGUCACUCGCGCACGUCACUUGGUGGAUACGAAGAAGGAGGACGGAUUCGCAGCGUUGCAUUUGGCGGCGUUGAACGGACAUAGAGAGGUUGUGGCCAUCCUUCUCUCGCAGAACGGCGGCCGCGCUAAGGUCGAUCUACGCAACAAACGACGACAAACCCCGUUGCACUUGGCGACCUCCCAGGGACACUGGUCAAUUGUCGAACUGCUGGUGCAUGCUGGUGCGGACAUCGGCAGCGCGGACGAGGAUGGUGACACCGUGCUGCACAUUGCGAUAGCAAAGAGCCCGAAUCAACAAACUGCCGUGCUCACGCCUGAGAGUAGCCGAGAUUCGCCGCUCAUAUAUGCGAUCUGGCAGAGUCUGGCGAGGCAAAGCACAAAGACUGAAUUAGCACUAGCUUGUUUUCUGGUAAGCGUGGACAGAAGCUGCAAACUCCUCGAACAGAUCAGAAACAACAAGGACAAGACGCCGCUUGAUCUUUUGGAGGGCAAUCCGCAAACCGCUCUGCUCGUCGAUCUUUUACGAUCUUACAAAUACCAAAGUCAUAGCACGCAAUUAGAAAUAGAGAAUAAUCCACCGAGUAAUUACGUAGAACCAUCUACGUAUCGGAUAGUUAAUACAUCACAAUUGGAAGGAUUGCGUGGCGCGAGAAAAAGUAUAUCCGGUUCCGGCGACGCUGCGGAAUGUCAGGAUUGCUCAGGUACCGUAACGGGCAUAAAGCAAGAGAACCGACUCGAUCCUAGCAGUAGCGUUACACUUGGUUGUGCACGUUGCGGUCAUACCAUUGUCAAAACGCAAACGAUUCAAGAUGGUCAGCUGGCAACAGGUGAAGUUUCAAUAGCUAAUUCGGAAGGGAAAUCGAAAGACGUGUCGUCGGAAGAGAAACGGAAGGAAGAGAUCAGCGACAGGGAAAGGGAAAAGGAAAAGGAUAAAGACUUAGAGCGAUUACGUUAUCUGGAAACUAGAGUCGCAGAUCUCGAGGAGGCAAACAUGUGCAGCAUCUGUAUGGAACGUCGUCGUAAUGUCGCUUUCCUUUGCGGUCACGGUGCCUGCGAACACUGCGCCGCUCCGUUGAAGACCUGUCACAUGUGUCGCAAGACGAUCACAAAGAAGAUUAAUCUGUAUUAAAUAAGUUCAACGACCAAACAUUUAUAUACCGAAGAAUAACAACGUUUGAUUUAUCGAGCGGUAUACAAUGUGUGUUUCGAGAGAAAGCAUCGAUACUUGGAACGGUAGUAUUGUAAUAAUAAUUAUCGUGAAUAAGAUGGUUGUGAUAAACGUAUAUUCGGCUUUAAACUAUUUGGCCGCUACGCAACUUGAAGAAGGAGAUAUUCGGAAAAGAAGGUAGUCACAGAAAUCUUUUUACUUACUGCAGGGUAUCUACUCCCUGAAAAAUAUGGAAAAUCUGGAGUUCUCAGGGAUUUCUUUUGUACCGGAGAAAUCAAGCAAUUCUCAUGGAAUUUUAUUGGGAUUCGGGGAAUUUUUUCUUAAAUUCUCUUUCAUAAUUUUGCUCCUAUGUUACAAGCAGUCUGCAAGUCCAAGUGAAUUAUGUGUUUAAAAUAUAUUAUAAAUAUGUGUAUAUAUAUAAUAAUUUUAAUAAUAUAUUUAAUAUAUGCAGUACAUAUUCUUAUCGUAAU
Messenger RNA from Formica exsecta, 3932 nucleotides. RefSeq names its product E3 ubiquitin-protein ligase MIB2-like (gene mib2). Gene Ontology annotation, biological process: protein ubiquitination. Lineage: Eukaryota; Metazoa; Arthropoda; Insecta; Hymenoptera; Formicidae. Gene Ontology annotation, cellular component: cytoplasm. Gene Ontology annotation, molecular function: protein binding; zinc ion binding; ubiquitin-protein transferase activity. Bases 382 to 3423 code for a protein of 1013 amino acids. The record is from RefSeq and is a predicted model, not a curated record. The transcript is spliced from 12 exons.